AUGGCAACCCUUCCCAUGGGUUCAGGCCUACCGAGUCGCCCAGAUGAAUCGAUAAGAGCAAGAAGAGCCCAUGUGCGUGCUAGAGAAGACGAGGGAAGAAGAGUACGCAGGGAAGGAGAAAACAUCCGCAUUGCAAUCCGGCAACCCCCCCAACAGAUGCAGACUAAACCGACAAGGGAAUCUCAUAUCUCCGCAGGACGUCCGUCUAUCCCGGUGCCCUCCAGCCGACCUCCAUUAACCCACCAGACACAAUCAUGGAGCUCAAACAGCACAAUAUCAGAGAGACCCAGUUACACCCCAACCAUGACGGGUUCGUCGUCGUCUUCCGGACGGCCACACGCAGGUGCCGGCAAGCCAACCCGUAACGUGCUGCGUAGAAAGCAGUCGUCAGUUGCUCCAAAAACGCCCAGCCUGAGCCACGACUCUCAAUCUGAUUCCACUCGUACCAGCUCGUCUUCGUCUGCUCCUCGAUCUCGUUCUUCGUUAGACCCGGCCGCUGUAAUGCAACUCGACCGUGGCAUCACUGAAAGUCCAACAGAGAUUCGCAUUGCUCACGUCGUGGACUUGCCAAAGACCCAAGCACAGCCCAUCACCAUCUACCCCGAACUAGAUCGAUACAGGGAGAUCACUGGCUGGCCAUCCAAAUCGCCAGAAGGCUCCGGUUUCGACUUCCUCCAUAGACUUGCCACGCACGACCUCCCACCUCCGACGCCCGUUUUCUCUGGAACGAGCAGCCAGCUCAGCACGUUCAGUGGAAGCCCUUCCACGAGGUUCUCUGAAUCUCCCGGCCCGGGUCCAUACAGUCGAGACACCACUCCUACGUCUCUUUCGUCGCAGUCACCAGGUUUGGUGGCACCAAUGCGAAUCCCUGCACCCAGGGCGAGGCAACUGAGCCCGGCUGUAACACGGCCACCGGUGACUCGGAGAAGAGCUGGAAGCACAAAUGAGAUGGACGCGUUUAGCGCCGACCCUCAGGGUCUUGCCGCGGUCCGGGAGUCUCUUACCUCGUCAUCGUCAAACUCUACCGUGAGGGAAGUCGAACGGAACGGAUCCAAGAGGAAGAAGAGAUUGUCGCCGUUGCCUCCAAGUCCCCCGCCGCGCAAAUCGUCACAGAAGUUCAAGAAAGACCGCGAAAAUGAGGACUCGUCUCCCAAAGCUAUCAGAGAGCCGGCCAUGCCAGUCAUGGCACCCCAGUCACCGGUGCUGUCUACAGUGCAUCUAAUGCCAAGCGUAUCACCUCGUCAAACUCCGCCGACUCGGCCUAGCAGAGAGAACACCCCGGAUUUACAGUCGCAGCUGUUUGGGCCGUUGCCCAUCAUUCACAGCAAUCUCUCGUCCACAUCUUUGUCUAAUGAUAGACGCGGGCCUGAACCACAACCGCUUUCUAGAUCUGUUACUCCUCUGUCGUACCCCGAUAAACCACAACAAUCACGUUUGCCUGUGGGGAGAGAAGGUAUCACUGCGCCUCGGCCUGCUACUUCGGACACCAAGAAGAAGAAUGAAGGCCGUCCGGCUCGGACUCCAAGCCCCAACACAUCUACGUUUAGCCGCUUUCCUUUCUUUGGUCGUCGUUCCAAGACUGCUCCUGAAGUUCCUCAGGCAGACAAGAAGGAAAAGUCAACUCGCAAAGGCCCGGCCGCUGGCACCGGGCACGAAGGCUAUGGACGUCUUGGAGCAAUUAGGAGGCGCAGCGGCAGCUCGACAACCAAUUUGGCCCGUACGAGCCUAGGACCUGGCUCUUCACAAGACAGUUUAGGUGGCAAUCAGCCGAUUGACACGUUCCUUUUAGAGCGAAUGAACCCAGUCAUCAUAUCCGGCGGCGGGGUCAUCGAGAACCGAAACAACAGCGUUGACCUGCCUAGAUCAGAAAGCAAUCAGAGCCUGGGUUACACCUCGGAGGCUUCAACGACUUCCAGUGUUGGCAGAUUUGGACUGGCUCCGUCGGCUAUCCCUCGGGGCCCUCACCCUUCUCUUAGUCAUCGCCGGCCUUCCGACAGCAGCGACUCCGAGGCUGUUACGAUGAAGUCCACCUUAGCCUUUCGCAGGUCUGUCCAGCGGCUACGAACAUCCCCUGAUCAGAGCCCUCUAAAGUUACCUGAUCCGAUCAACACAAGCGGUGUUACGGCAUCCUCAAUUGACAGUCAUGACACAACUAUUCUCUCGGACGACUCGCAGUUCGAGAAGCAUAGAGAGGUGAUCCGCGGUCGCAUUGCGGCUGCUACUUCCAUGUCUUCAAAGAAACUAACUAAGCGAGCCCGCUCCCCCAGAAAAUGGAAUCUCUUUAGCCGAUCCCAGAGUCAACCUAACAAGAAGAAGGAUGUCGAGGCAGUCCCUGUUGCUGCUACCGUCAAGCCUGUACAACACAAGCCGGCUGCAUUUUACACGAUGAUGGAUGGCUCCGAACAGGAAGACUCGGGGCCACCAAAUGUUGAGGAGAUACUGCGUGAAGCAGAGGUCUUUGAUCUUCCCUCGCCUCCGCUUAUCAAAGAGAGACGGUCCUCUACCAUAAGCCAAGACCAAAGAAGAGAGUCUCUAUCUAGGCUUACACAACCAACCAAGUCGUCACAAGCAAGGAGAAACUCGGCUUCUGCCAGAACAACUUCAAUCCCAGCCAUUCGGUCCAUGAAGACGCAAGCAUCACAGUCAAACGCAGCAAAGUCAGCCGAGCCACGUCCAAGCCGCCUGCCGCAAGUUGGUCGAAUACCGCGGGUAGUUAACUCUCGGCCCGAACAUACUUCGUCGAGGAGCUUCUCCCGCCCGUUUAACAGGAUCAGCUUGAGUCUCCAGCCGCAAGCUGCGAGCUUCAACCCUGAUUUCGUCGCCUCGGGUCCGAGUCCCCCAGAGCUUUCGACACCGGAGUUAUCACGCGGGGAAUCGACUGCAACAAGCGGCGAGACCAAUUCGGAUCCACGUUCCUCUCUUGUGGCAGCCAAGACGCCUGAGAUGAUUCAGAUCGGUCAUGAGUUCCUGACCUUCUCCCCUCGGAAAAAUUCCGAGUGCACAACUAGUACAUCUUCCAGCGGUGGGAUGUACACUCUUGCAGAUGCAUUGGCCUUUAUACCCGACCCAGACGCCCCUCUUGUUGAGGAUGAGAUCUGGGACGAGUACAACGAUCUCAUCGGAGAAGUGCCACCAUCAGCUACAUCCUCCAAGGGUAUUCCAUUUCAUCUUGAAGGUCAUGAUGGGAGACUUUCUAAAAGAUCUCUCAUUCCCCUGGAAUCUCCUACCAUUGUGCCCUCGAAAGCCCUUGAGAAGAAUGCCGAGGAAGCAGGCGGCACCUCAUCGAGCGUUUACAGCGCAGAUAUGACGGAGCGUCUCAAAGCCGCCUUCGCACUGAAGCCAGAGGAAAACUCUGUAACGCUUGUCCCUGUUGCCGAAGUCCCCGCCAGUGCAAUCGACCGUGAGAGCACAGAGCUAGCACGCAAGGCUACUAUUGCAUCACAAAGAAGUAGUAACUCAUCCCGCAGAUCAUGGAUAUCCGACUGCAGCUGCAAAUCAUCCGAAGACGAAUCUCCCCUCUCCCAGGUUAACCUCCGUGUCGGUUCGAUGACGGUCAGCAAAUGGCUUUCCUUCGGCCACGUUCUCUUCAGCCCUGCUCGCGACCAGCUCGUUCCCGUUGUUGGUUCCCUGAAGCGCCACUCCAUUCUCGUCGUAGACGGCCUCGGUAACGAUGACUGGUCAUUCUACGCCGCAGAGACCUACCCUGCCGCCACAUUCUUCAACCUUUCUCCGCGCGCACCGCUACCCGACGAACAUAAGAAUUCCUCAAGCUUCCCUUUGAGUCCGCCGAACCACCAUCAGAUCCAGUACCUGUCCCACAUGGACAAGUUCCCUUUCGGGCCCGAAAGCUUCACCACAGUCGUCUUCCGUUUUCCCGCCGCUGCCCCUGAGGCCCACUACCGCAAUGUUGUCUCUGAAGCCCGCCGUGUCCUGAAACCAGGCGGGUACCUUGAGCUUUCCAUCCUCGAUGUCGACCUCAACAACAUGGGCAAUCGAGGCCGCCGCACCAUCCGUCGCCUCAAAGAGAGAAUUCACGAGCGGAACUCGGAGACUAGCAUCGGUUCAUCCUCGGACCUCAUCCUCCGCCUCCUUGGGAGGAAGGGUUUCUCUGAUGUCAAGACGUGCCGUGUCGGCGUUCCAGUUGCGAGCGUCGUUUCCCGAUCCGAGAGCGGUUCGAAGAACCCGCCGGUCUCUCGCCGGAAACCGAAAGAGGUCCGCAGCCUGGCAGAGAUGAUGAAUGAAGACGGCGACUCUGCAGACGAGAAUAUCACAAAGAUGGUCGCCAAGGUCGGAAGAUGGUGGUACAGCCGCUGCUACGAAAGCGCCGCCGGCAAUGGCCCUAGCCGGAGCAUCUGGGCCGACCGAGCUCUGCUUGCGGAGUGCGAGGAGCUACGGACCAGCUUCAAACUCAUGGUCUGCUACGCAAGAGUGCCCGAGCGGGCCCGUACCGCGAGUAUCUGA
This is a messenger RNA of Colletotrichum truncatum, 4461 nucleotides long. RefSeq lists its product as uncharacterized. Lineage: Eukaryota; Fungi; Ascomycota; Sordariomycetes; Glomerellales; Glomerellaceae. The record is from RefSeq and is a predicted model, not a curated record.